AGAGGCGACAACAUUAACAUAGAUACCCGCUAAAUGGUAAGGGGUAGAGUAGGCGUGGCGAGUUCGUAGCGAGUUCGUGACGUCAUAUACUCAUGUUUAUUCAUGAGGCCGCAAUACCGGUACCUUGGCACGCUUCCAAAACUAUCUUGAACUGAUCUUGAGCAACAUCAAGCUGCCAUAAUGAACAACUUUGUGUUUGUUGCCCUUUUAGCCGUAUUUGUGUACUUAAUGCUUAUGAAGUCCAGCUUUGAAAUAGAAUCUGGGAUUUUUAUUUACCAGAAGCCGGCGACUGUCUAUAAGGCAAUUUCCAGUAUGGAUAUUAUCGAGAGAUUCCAACCGUAUGUAGUUUCAACAAAAAGGAUUCACAGUGAGAAGUCUGCAGAUGGCAUACUCACAGAAUAUCACACGAUAGAGGAGCAUGUUCCCACUGUCUUCAACUUCACUCUCCCAAUCAUCUUUGAUACCAAAAUGGAAUUUACAGAACCCAACAGUAUUCUCAAUUUCCACUAUUCCGUCUGGUAUGGCACAGUGAUAGGUCAUGUGACAUGGGGUGUGAAGCCGAGAUCGGGGCACCGUGGGCUGGAUCUUAUCUCAGUUACCAUGCACGCAUCUCAUGCCCUUGGGUCACCAAGUCCUUCACAGAAGCAAGUGCCAAGGAAGCCCAGAACACAAUAUUGACUCGCAUGCGCAUCGCCAUGGAGAAAUUAGAAGAUUAGUCUUUAGGUUGAUCAGUUCCAUACACUCUUAGGUCUGGAUUCUACUAAUUCGGUUAUACUCCAACCUGGGUCUAAAUCACAUUUACCAAUUGAAAACUUGGACCUUGGACUAAUGUCCUUUAUUUAAUCCGAUUUUGAACAAAUUGUAUGGUAUGGAUGAGCACAAAGAACACAAAUCUUUGUACUAGCUGUUAUUAUUUUAGCUGUAUUACCUUGAAACCUGGAAUGUUAAAACGAAAAAUUUUACUAUUUUGUCUACAAUAUUCAAAUGGCAUUUGAUAUUUGAAAUAGAUUUAACAGUAGGUUGUGGUGUCAUCAUGUUUUCUAGUUUUUGAUAAUACUAGUAGAAUUAUUUUUUAGGGGUCAAAUUGUUUUUAGAUUAAUGUACAGUCUCAGUGAUCUCAGAAAAUACGAUACAAUUAUUACUGUAUAUACAUAUGUAAUGUCAAUGUAAUACAGUACUAAUUGCCAUCUGAAUGACACAUUGCAAUACCGGUAAUCUUUAAUACCUCCAAAUCAAGCGGUUAUUUUAAUUAAAUGAUUAAACGUUACGAUCAGGAAAUGUACAAUUCUAUGUGCCUUUUUAAGCAAAAAAAUAUUAUUGGAUUAAUAGAUUUAAGGUGCCUAUGAUAGAAGAAAAAUUGUAGAAUUAUCAAUUACAUUUUAUGUAUAUAUCGUAAUAAAUUAACUGAUAUUUGUA
This is a messenger RNA of Strongylocentrotus purpuratus (purple sea urchin), 1416 nucleotides long. RefSeq lists its product as uncharacterized. The transcript is spliced from 3 exons. Lineage: Eukaryota; Metazoa; Echinodermata; Echinoidea; Camarodonta; Strongylocentrotidae. The coding region runs from base 181 to 678 and encodes 165 amino acids. The record is from RefSeq and is a predicted model, not a curated record.